CUCUUCGCUGGCUGCGCUGCGCCCCUUCUUGCACGCAAACGACUCGCACGGAAAACACCGUCCCUCUUGGCCUCCUGGGCUCCCGGCUCGACGGCACGGCGGCGAGCCACCACCACACCUGGCCGCCGCCAGUGAUCUAGCCUACCCCAGAGCCGUCAAAGGAUAGCCAUACGCCCAUAGUCACCCCGUCCCCUCCGCUCCCGCCGAAUCGGGGCGAAGAAGAUGGCGUCCCGGCGGGGCAGCAGCUGUUGCGCGCUCUGCGAGGGAUCCAACCUCCCCUCCUGCUGCGCCGCGUGCGUCAACGCAAGGCUGGUCGAGUACCACACCAGGCUGCGCAUGAUGAAGAGCCUCCGCGACUCCCUCCAAGCCCGCAUCGCCGCUCGCCACGAAGCCAAGAGCAAAGCGGAUGAGCAGAGGAUCCGGAGAGUGAGCAAAAAUCAGGAUAUCAUGGAGUUGAGGGAUCGGCUCACUGAGUUGAAGAGAAAAACUGCAAUGGAGAAGACCAAAGUUCAGCAUUCAUCGAGUGAUCUCAAGGCACAAACGGCGUCGUUGAAUUUGGCUUUUGUCACGCUGAAAAAAAGGCGAGCUGAUGCAGUGACAAUGCACACCAAUGCCAUGAAAGUCGCACAGAUGAAUCUUAUGGCAACCACCUCCGAGUGUCUGAAAAUGCAAUCAAAAUCUGUAAAACAACUUUGCAGAUUGUUUCCAAUGCGACGAAUUAUUAAAGAGGGAGAAAAAAAAGAAGACUACAGUGGUCCAUAUGAUUCGAUAUGCGGGGUCCGUCUUCCUCGUGGUCUCGAUCCACAUUCUGUUCCAGCAGAAGAGCUAUCAGCUGCUUUGGGGUACAUGCUACAUUUUAGCAAUAUUGCAGUUCGUAUCCUAUCCGCGCCUGCUCUUCAUGUAUCAGGCUUUAAGGGUUCAUGCUCACAAAUUUGGCAGCGGAGUUCCUACUGGAGUACACGACAGUCCCAGAGCAAAGUUUACCCACUUUUCAUACCUAGGAAAAAUGUAUGCACAGGUGGUGAGGAAAGUUCAUUGACAGAAAGUGGUUCUGCUAACUUUGGUGUUGACUCUAUGGAUUCUGUAAAGAAAGUCUCUUUUGAUUCGAAGAGAAGCAAUAGCUUCAACUUUUCUGGUGCAUCCUCCCACUCUAUGGAAAGGCAUCAAUAUUUGCAGAGAGGAAUAUCACUAUUAAAGACAAGUGUUACCGCCAUUACUACCUACUAUUAUAGCUCACUGGGCUUGGAUGCGCCAUCCAAUCUUUCUACUUUUGAGGCGUUUGCAAAGUUGCUCCAUAUGUUAUCGUCAUUAAAGGCCCUUCGAGCUGCUCUUGAAUCGAACAUUGCUUCAAGGUCAGAGAAGCAAGCACAGCAGCUAAACAAAUCGAUUUGGAAGGCAAGCUCGGCCAUAUCAUCAGAGAGCAGUUUUAUGGACAGCAUUCACACAGCCAUCAUGCCAAGCACUCUGGACAACCUCCUCCUGAACUCAAAUGAGAGCUUCUUGUACACCGGUAAGCUGGUGAAGCACGGUGGCGUGCCAGACAGUAUCUUGGAUGGCUGGGAUCUGGUAGAGCGUGAGGUCCUACCGCCGCCACCCUCGCAAACUGAAAAUGUCGCGCAGUGGGAAAGAGCCAUGUAUGCUGGCACCAAAAAGAAAUGACUUCUAUCCGAAGACCAAACUGAGUGAACACUGCAAGAGCUUCAGUUAGAUAUGUACCCGAUCAUCAGGUUCUGGUUCAUGUACAGUACAGAACUAACCUCACCCUGUGGCUAUUGAGUUAUCUACACUGCAAACUGCAGAGAAGAGCAUUGUAGGGUAGGCUCAUCUGCUGCCAGUACAUGUACAUCCCUGUAAAUUUGUAAAUAUAGCUUGUAUAUUGGUCACAAAGCUAAUAAAAUGCUUGGAAUGCUGAUGUUUCUUCCUGCAA
Messenger RNA from Panicum hallii, 1927 nucleotides. RefSeq lists its product as uncharacterized. Gene Ontology annotation, cellular component: endosome; lytic vacuole. Gene Ontology annotation, molecular function: SNARE binding. The coding region runs from base 223 to 1659 and encodes 478 amino acids. The record is from RefSeq and is a predicted model, not a curated record. The transcript is spliced from 12 exons. Gene Ontology annotation, biological process: SNARE complex assembly. NCBI's taxonomy places the organism in Eukaryota, Viridiplantae, Streptophyta, Magnoliopsida, Poales, Poaceae.